AUGAGACGAUUCAGCAGGAUCGAAUUUAUUGAGCCUUGCUAUUCACCAUCACUCUCGGUCAGAGAAACCGCCAUUUUCAAACCAAGGCCAUUAUCAUUUCCCUCAUUUUUUGAAGAAGAACACGAUCUAAGCUUCACUUUCGAUCUCUUGACUCCUAAACCAUGUCCCUUGGAUAUUUUUGAUACUGUCACCGAUCUGGUCCAAAUUGACAAUACGCCGUCGCUUUACUACUACAAGAGAGUUCACAAGACGUUCACACCUGAGUUUGCGUUAGAGACUCUGUGCGACAGAGUUAGCGCGCUCGAGUCAAGAUUUGACAGGCUGGUCAACGCGACAGCCUACGGAGGGGAAAGGAAGUAUACGUGGACGGCGGAGAUUGAGGGCGGUCCGGUUGAGCGUAAGUAUAAAUGGACGGCUGAAAUUAAGGAAGGGACAUCAGGUGGUGAUGCAGGUGAGUGUAGCAGAUCUGAGAAGAAAGGGAAGAAAGAUAAGAAGGAAGGAGAGAAUAACACGCGUGUAGUGGAGAUCGAAGAGCCUGGCGAUCAUGGGGCCCUUGUUUUAAGACAGAGGAAGGCUUUUUCAAAAAGACCCGGAGCUGUUAGAAACAUCAGGGGCAAGAACAAGGAACUGUCUCCUCAAGAUGCGGCGAUAAUGAUUCAGAUGACUUUCAGAGCUUAUCUGAUUCGAAGAUCUCAGGCUCUUCGAGCCCUCAGAGAUCUUGCUGUUGCAAAGACAAAGUUGAAGGAGAUUAGAGCGUUGUUCAACAACUUAUCCUACCGUCGUCAAGUGGCUCGUGAUGCAGAAGAGCGACAAAGGUUCUCUGAGAAAAUCAUUGUUCUACUCCUCACUGUUGAUGCCAUUGAGGGAGCUGAUCCAAUGGUGAGAGCUGCAAAGAGGUCAAUGGUGGAUGAGCUGGAAACGAUGCUCGACACGGUGGACCCUCAACCAGCUGUGAGAUCUCUUUCGAUAAGGAAAAGGACCUUUGAUAUGCCUGAUAAAGUCAUUCAGAAGGAAAUCGCUGCAGGUGUUGCACAGGUUGUAAAAAUGAUUGAUGAAGAGAAGGGUGCCGGCACUUUUGAAGCAUGCAUAUGAGAAUAAGGUUAUAUAACUAACAAUCCCCACCCCCCUUGGUGUCACUUUUUAUGUGUUCUUAUGUAAGUGUUUAUCAUUACCUCUUUACAUUGCCUGAGGCUGAGGUGUACUGGAUCCUGCUUAGACUUGUAUUUAAAUUUGCAACCUGGGUGGACUUUUGUUUGUUGCCUUUUUUCUGUUUUGCAGUUUUUGCUGUGAAUUAGAGCUUGCUCAAGAAUGUUCGAGCUGGGCUCUUUUGAGAGAAAUCAAGUUUAAGUGUGGCUCGAGUUAGAGUUUGAAUCAAGUUUUGAGUUCGGCUUGACACUAAAA
Molecule: messenger RNA, 1401 nt
Organism: Mangifera indica (mango)
Lineage: Eukaryota; Viridiplantae; Streptophyta; Magnoliopsida; Sapindales; Anacardiaceae
Product: BAG family molecular chaperone regulator 7-like
Exons: 4
Coding region: 1-1092 (363 amino acids)
Biological process (GO): protein folding
Cellular component (GO): plasmodesma
Molecular function (GO): protein-folding chaperone binding
Source: RefSeq, a predicted model, not a curated record